This is a messenger RNA of Hordeum vulgare subsp. vulgare (domesticated barley), 2508 nucleotides long. Its product is annotated as endo-1,4-beta-xylanase 1-like. The transcript has 3 exons. NCBI's taxonomy places the organism in Eukaryota, Viridiplantae, Streptophyta, Magnoliopsida, Poales, Poaceae. Gene Ontology annotation, molecular function: hydrolase activity, hydrolyzing O-glycosyl compounds. The record is from RefSeq and is a predicted model, not a curated record. Gene Ontology annotation, biological process: carbohydrate metabolic process. The coding region runs from base 92 to 2308 and encodes 738 amino acids.
AGGCACCGGUUAUCGACAUUAGCCUCACAGCUCAGAUUAACCAGCUAGCCACCGGUUAUCGACAUCACCAGUAGCUUCGACUGGACCAGCAAUGGCGAUGGGUGGCAACAACAACGAGGGCCGUGUCGGCGACGACGACAACGUCAUCCUGAACCCGGAGUUCGACAGCGGGCUGGACGGCUGGUCCGGCAGCGGGUGCAAGAUCGAGCUGCACGACUCGCUCGACGACGGCAAGGUGCUCCCGGCGACCGGCAAGUACUUCGUGGCGGCCACGGGGAGGACCGACACGUGGAACGGCGUCAUGCAGGACGUGACGGCGCGGCUGCAGCGCAAGACGGCCUACGAGGUCGCCGCCACCGUGCGCCUCUCCGGGGCCAGCAGCGUCUCGCCGUGCGAGGUCCGCGCCACGCUCGCCGUGCAGACCGCCGACGGCAGGCAGCAGUACAUCUCCGUCGGCAAGUUGCAGGCGUCGGACAAGGACUGGGCGCAGCUGCAGGGGAAGUUUUUGCUCAACAGCACCGUGGCCAAGGCCACCAUCUACAUCGAAGGGCCCAAGGCCGGCGUCGACCUGCUCCUCGACUGCCUGCUGGUCAAGCACGCCCAGAAGGCACCGCCGUGCUCGCCGCCGGACUUCCAGAAUCUUGAGUAUGGUGCCAACAUCAUCGAGAACAGCAACCUCGACGACGGCCUCAACUGCUGGUUCCCACUCGGGCCGUGCGCGCUCGCCGUCCGUGACGGCUCGCCGCGCGUGCUCCCUCCCAUGGCGCAGGAGUCUCUGGCACUGGACGAUGAACCGCUCAACGGCAAGCACAUCCAUGUCACCAACCGCACGCAGACGUGGAUGGGCCCCGCACAGAUCAUCACCGACAAGCUCACGCUCCACGCCACGUACCAGGUCUCGGCCUGGGUCCGUGUCGCCGGCCAGAUGAGCGGCGCGCAGAACAUCAACAUCGCCGUCGCAGUCGACAGCCAGUGGGUCAACGGCGGGCAGGUCCUGGCGCGCGACGAGCGGUGGUACGAGAUCGGUGGCUCGUUCCGCGUGGAGGCCAAGCCGGCGUCGCGCGUCAUGGUGUACGUCCAGGGCCCCGACGCAGGCCUGGACCUCAUGGUCGCCGGCUUCCAGAUUUUCCCCGUGGACCGGAAGGCCCGGGUCAAGCACCUCAGGAAGCUCACCGACAAGGUGCGCAAGCGUGACGUGGUGGUGAAGCUGACGGCGGCAGACGGAGCCGUGCUCCAGGCGGCGGAGUGCGUGGAGGUGCGCGUGCGCCAGGUGUCCAACAGCUUCCCGCUGGGCGCGUGCAUCAUGCGCACCAACAUGGACAACGAGGACUUCGUGGAUUUCUUCACCAAGCACUUCAACUGGGCCGUGUUCGGGAACGAGCUCAAGUGGUACUGGACGGAGCCGCAGAGGGGGCAGGUCAGCUACGCCGACGCCGAUGACCUCCUCAAGCUCUGCUCUGAUAAUGGCAUGUGCGUGCGUGGCCACUGUAUCUUCUGGGAGGUGGACAACAUGGUGCAACAGUGGGUCAAGACGCUCUCCACCGAUGACCUGUCCGCCGCCGUCAAGAGCAGGAUCGACGGGCUGCUCACCCGGUACAAGGGCAAGUUCCGGCACUACGACGUCAACAACGAGAUGCUGCACGGCUCCUUCUACCAGGACAAGCUCGGCAAGGACAUCCGCGCCACCAUGUUCAAGACGGCGAGCGAGCUCGACCCCGACGCGCUGCUCUUCGUCAACGACUACAAUGUGGAGGGCAUGUGCGACAUCCGUGCCACGCCCGAGGCGUACAUCGAGCAGAUCAUCGGGCUGCAGGAGCAGGGCGCGCCGGUGAGCGGCGUUGGGCUGCAGGGCCACGUGAGCAACCCUGUGGGUCCAGUGAUCCGCAAUGUGCUGGACAGGCUCGCCGUGUUAGGCCUGCCGCUCUGGUUCACGGAGCUAGACGUAUCGGCGGAGAACGAGUACGUGCGCGCCGACGACCUGGAGGUGAUGCUGCGGGAGGCGUACGCGCACCCGGCGGUGGAGGGCGUCAUGCUCUGGGGGUUCUGGGAGCUCUUCAUGAGCCGAGACUCGGCGCACCUUGUCAACGCCGAGGGGGACAUCAACGAGGCCGGACGCCGGCUGCUGCAGCUGAAGAAGGAGUGGCUCACGCACGCGCACGGCCAGGCCGACGAGAACGGAGAGUUCAAGUUCCGCGGGCAUCAUGGAGCGUACCACGUCGAUGUGGUCAUGCCCACCGGCUGCAAGAUCACGCAGGAGUUCACCGUCGAUAAGGACGACUCACCCAUGGUGCUCAACAUCAAUGUGUGAGCAAUGCACACGCAUGUUCCAUCGAUAACUCGAUAUAUAUGGCGGGGAAGAAGCCCUAGAUACUCUACGAAGCAAUGGUUAUAGCAUAUAUGGUAAUCUAUGCCCGGAUCGAUGUCCAAGAAAUAAGGGUGUUUGUGGGAAUUAUCAUGUUCAUCAACUUGACCAUGCUAUAUACAUGCAAAUAUACAAUUGGUAUGGCA